AUGAAAUUCAGUCGAUUCGGUUGGGUUUCGGCUUUCGUUCUGAUUCGACUGGCCAUCGAAGUGGUCGGGGAUCCGAGUUCCUUCUACAUGGAAUUCAGCUCCAGUCCAAAGAAAGCAGUGGCAGUUAUUAGGCAAAUACAUGUUUUCGGGGAGUCCAAUUACAUGAAGACCAAAAUAAUUAUCCACGAAGAUCGUUCCCACUUCGAUCUCUAUGUCCAGUUCAUCCAUGAGUUGGGAAGUAACCACCUCAUCAUGAACAUUAAGGUGCGCGUAAAACCGGAAGGAAGUAAUGUCUUUGUGCAACUUUUCGAAAUGCGACGGUUAAACUUUUGCGAAUUUCUCAACGAAUACAACUCGAAUCCGAUGAUGCAAAUGAUAUUCAAAAAGAACCUCAAUUGGCAAGACAUUAUUGUGUGUCCAGUGCGAGUGGGAAAUUACUCGCUCCUAAACUCCGGAAUAGCCGAAAAUAUCCAACCAGAUGGGGUGCAGAAUGGCACCUACAGGUUCUUCGCGGAAAUAGUCGAGGAAAUCGGAGAGAUUGCGAAAGUAUUUGCCCUUCAAGUCACUUCGGAGGUUUAUAUCGUAGACAAGGAACUGGACUGUAAAUUUCGAGGCAAAGCUUUACAAUGUUUGAACAAUGAUGCCUAA
Molecule: messenger RNA, 648 nt
Organism: Drosophila santomea
Lineage: Eukaryota; Metazoa; Arthropoda; Insecta; Diptera; Drosophilidae
Exons: 2
Coding region: 1-648 (215 amino acids)
Source: RefSeq, a predicted model, not a curated record